GCCCCGCCUCCCCAUCUUCCUCCUCCUCCUCCUCCUUGAUCACUGCACCGAGCUCACCCUCUCAUGCUUUUCGCAUCCGCAACGCGGAAGAGCAAAAGCCGAACAGAAACCCUCCCACAUUCUCCCGUCCGAUCGACGGAGCGAAGAUGUCCGCUUCCCUGGACAUGAGCCUCGACGAGAUCAUCCGGCGCAAGCAGCGGUCCGAAGCCCGCCGCCGGGGCGCCCCCGGCCCUGGGCCGCUCCGUCGCCCGCCGAACCGACGCCCGCCCCGAUCAGCGCCGUAUUCUCCCCCGAUUCUUGGCCUGAGUUCUUCAGCGCCAAUGGCACCGAUUUGGCAGCAAGAGGGUCUGGUCAGUGGAACAUCCCAGCCCGAGGCAGGCACAAAGCUGUAUAUAUCGAACUUAGAUUACGAAGUCUCCAAUGAGGAUAUAAUGUUACUGUUUUCAGCUGUUGGGGUUAUGGAAAGAUGCGGAAUCCACUAUGAUCGAAGUGGGAGAUCCAAGGGAACUGCGGAAGUUGUUUUCUCACGCCAUUCAGAUGCUUUAGCAGCUAUCAAGAGGUACAACAAUGUCCGACUUGAUGGGAAGCCGAUGAAAAUUGAGAUUGUUGGACUGGGUCUCUUUCCUCCUGCUCCUCUGCUUCCCCUUCCCCCUCCUCUUCCAAAGAGCAGUGUUGGAAGAUUUCGGGGUGCCUUUGCAAGUGGACAAGGUUCUGGUGCUGAGAUUCUGUAUCAGGGUGGCAGUAGCCAGGGACCUCCAAGAGUCGGUGGACCAGGAAAAGCUCAUUUGCAAAUGCCAUCCGCAAAAGACCUCGAUGCCGAUUUGGACAGAUACCGUUUAGAAGCCAUGCAGUCUUCAUAAGCAGAACAAAUUACCUUUUAGAAUACUCAUCAUGUGGUCUUCACUUUUUUGAGACAAAACUAAGCAUGGUAGUAUAUCGUCCACUGUACCUGGAGUGGCGUGCCGUUCUUUUUCGGAUGCUCCACCUUUAAACCAUAAUGAAUUUGUGGCCCAAAUUGUACGUAUCGGAGCAUCUUUUAGCAGCUAACCUCGUUUGUCAUUUUGAAAUAGCUAAAGCACUGUUAGCCAAGAAUCGCCAAUUGAAUUGAAGCU
Messenger RNA from Rhodamnia argentea, 1112 nucleotides. Its product is annotated as THO complex subunit 4B-like. The coding region runs from base 147 to 860 and encodes 237 amino acids. Gene Ontology annotation, biological process: mRNA export from nucleus. Lineage: Eukaryota; Viridiplantae; Streptophyta; Magnoliopsida; Myrtales; Myrtaceae. The transcript is spliced from 5 exons. Gene Ontology annotation, molecular function: mRNA binding. Gene Ontology annotation, cellular component: nucleus. The record is from RefSeq and is a predicted model, not a curated record.